ACUGCUUCCGGUUUUAUAGCAGGUAGAUACUAGGAUGUUAAUAUUAGCAGCCACUUGACACACCAUGAUAUGACCAGCUGCCCAUUCAUUUCUGCUGUUAGAAGAAAGAGCGACGACCUGCUACCUGCACCGGCUGGCAUUUUAUAGGCGGGUCUAGGUACGGGUGAAGCCAUGCCUGUGUCCCUGCUGUGGGCAGUGGACGUGUACGGGCGUGUCUACAGCCUGUCCACUGUGGGACAGCAAUGGGAGCAUUGCCGCAAAGCCCACCUGGAAUUCAAGCGGGUGACAGCAGCUCAGCAGUGCUGCUGGGGCAUUGCCUGUGACAACAGCAUCUACCUGAACGUCCAUGCGUCUGACCUGCCCGUCCGCUACCAAGAGGACACAUACGAAAAUCAGAGAUGGAAUCCCGUUGACGGUUUCUCAGAGCGUCUGCUGCCAAGUGACCGCUGGCAGUGGAGUGACAUCACAGGCCUGCAGCAUCAACCCAUGGCCAGCUUCCAGCUCCCUUCCAGCAGCUGGGAGUGGGAGGGAGACUGGUUUGUGGAUGAAAACCUUGAUGGAGAGCCCACAGAAAAAGAGGGGUGGACGUAUGCCAUGGAUUUUCCUGCUACUUACACUAAGGACAAGAAGUGGAACUCCUGUGUCCGUCGCAGGCGAUGGCUCCGCUACAGGAGGUACAAAGACAUGGACACCUGGGCUAAGAUCCCUUCGCAGCAGACAGCUCUACCGGAUCCCUUUAGUGACAUCAGCUGUGGAGGCUGGGAGAUCAGUGAGGAGCCCCGGGGCCGGCUGUCUCUGUGGGCCGUGUCCCUGCAAGGAAAGGUGUGGUUCAGAGAAGACAUCUCUCACCACAAUCCUGAGGGUUCUUCCUGGGUGGAGGUGCCUCCCCCUGGAGAAGUGGUCCAGAUCAGCUGUGGCCCCGGGGACCUGGUCUGGGCUGUGCUGUGGGAGGGUCACCUGAUUGUCAGGGAGGGCAUUAGUCGAGACUGCCCAAGAGGUACUUCCUGGGCAGGGGUGGAGUCUCCGAGCCCUGAGGUGGCCACUAUACAUGUUGCUGUAGGAGUUAAUGUGGUCUGGGCUGUGACCAAAGAUAAUAAAGUGUGGUUUAGGCGAGGUGUGAACUCUCAUAACCCCUGUGGUUCCGGAUGGAUCAACAUGGUUGGAGAAAUGAUCAUGAUCAACGUGGGCCUGAACGACCAGGUGUGGGCCAUUAGCUUUGAGGACCGGUUGGUGUACUUCAGACAGGGUGUUACCUCCAGUGAGCUGAGCGGUAAAACCUGGAAGGCCAUCAGCGUUCCUCGAGACGGGGAGCGAUCCCAUUCCAGUGCCAGUGCAAACAGUCAACACAGUGCGGGUUGUUUUUUCUCCGGUGAAGUGCGGGUUCCAUCAGUAGUCAGCGAUGCUGAAUUAGACCUAGAACAUCCACCAGGAGAUGUAGCCAUCAGCAGUGUCACAUUCCCUGGGCUGGACUCCUUCGUAGAUGCCCCUACAAACUCUUCAUCACAACCAUGCGUCAAGCCCAGCAUCCCCAAGGUCACAAGCGACAGCUUUAUCUCUGAACUCGUCUCUGACCGAAAACCAGCAAAGACAUCUGGAGGUGUUGAAUCAGCCUCUCCUGCUGUCCUGGAGGAAGUCGUCCUUGAUGAAGGAGAGGCUGACGUUCUGUCCAGUAACAGUACUGUUACCAUUACUGGGUCUGGUGGUCCUUCUGACCCCCAGUGGAGUAAUGUAGAUCUGGAGGAGGCACAGAUUCAAUAUGGCCAAACGGGAGCAGUGGCAGACUCCGUUGACUCCUGUAGCCUGUCGUCACUGGCAACCUACAGCCUGGCCAUGGAGGAUCAGUAUGGGGUGGACGAGCACCCUCUGUGGGCGUGGGUCAGCGGAGGAGGCUGCUCUGUGGACAGCCACUCUCAACUCAACUGGUUCAGCUACUCUUUGAACACGUCCGUGCUCCAGUCAGUCCAGUCCUUGAGUCUGUCCGUGUCUCCUGCUCAGACAGCUGCUUGGCGGAAACAAAUCUUUGAGCAGCUUAGUGAAAGGUCCAAGAGAGAGAUGGACAAUUUCAGACAUUAUGAACAAGCCAUUGAGCAGUCGGUGUGGGUAAAGAAGGGAGCCAUGCAGUGGUGGAGAGACUGGAAGCCGCACAAGUGGAUGGAUGUUCACUUUGCUCUGGAACAGUUUUCUGGAGCUGAGGGACACAAGGAUGGGAUCUUAUUCAUUUAUUACAAUUAUUAUGAGGAGAAGAAGUACCUCCAUGCCUUCAUUAAUGAAGUAACCAUCCUGGUUCCUGUUCUCAACGACUCCAAGCACACUUUUGCCAUCUACACUCCUGAACGUACCAAACAGAGGUGGCCAAUACGAGUGGCAGCUGGCACAGAGCUGGAGAUGCAUGAUUGGUUGGCUUUGUUGAGUGUUUCCUGCUGUGACUCCAGAGGAAUCCACGGUUCUCCGUCCAAACAGGCGAUCUGGUCCAUCACCUGUAAAGGGGACAUCUUUGUCAGUGAGCCCUCCUCUGCCCUCGAAGCCAUGCCUUACCCCACACCCUGUGAUCAAAUGUUCUGGCGGCAGGUAGGAGGCCACCUGCGUUUAGUGGAGUGCAACAGUCUGGGGAUAGUUUGGGGCAUCGGCUUUGACCACACCGCCUGGGUCCACACAGGAGGCUAUGGAGGAGGUUUCUCCCAGGGCUUGGCCAGUAGCACAGAUAAUAUUUACACCCAGACUGACGUCAAGAGCGUUUACAUCUAUGAGAACCAGAGAUGGAACCCUGUCACUGGCUACACCAACAGAGGCCUUCCAACAGACCGCUACAUGUGGAGCGAUGCGUCAGGAUUACGCGAGUGCACUAAGACUGGUACAAAACCCCCUUCUCCUCAGUGGACAUGGGUGUCUGACUGGGCUGUUGACUACAGCGUCUCCGGGGGAACAGACAGAGAGGGCUGGCAAUAUGCUGCAGAUUUUCCAGCGUCCUAUCAUGGCUUUAAAACCAUAAAGGACUUUGUACGGCGCAGGCGAUGGGCCAGGAAGUGUAAAUUGACAACAACAGGACCUUGGCGGGAAAUUCCACCAAUCCCACUGAGUGAUGUCACAAUCCUGCCUUGUGCUGCUCAGAGCAGCGUGGAUACAGUUCCUGUGUGGGCCAUCAGCAACAAAGGAGACGUCCUGUGUCGACUGGGAGUCACCCUGCUGACACCUGCUGGAACCUCAUGGCUUCAUGUGGGGACAGACCAGCCCUUCAAGUCCAUCUCUGUUGGGGCUGCCAGCCAGGUGUGGGGCGUGGCUCGGGACGGCUCAGCCUUCUACCGGGGGUCAGUCUCAGGACCGAACCCAGCAGGGGACUGUUGGUACCACAUCCCCUCUCCGGCUAAGCAGAAGCUGAAGCAGGUGUCUGUAGGCAGGACGUCAGUUUACACUGUGGACGAGAAUGGUAACAUCUGGUACAGACAGGGAGUGACCCCCAGCUACCCUCAGGGCUCAUCCUGGGAGCACAUCUCAAACAACGUACGCAAAGUCUCUGUGGGACCCCUGGAUCAGGUGUGGAUCAUAGCAGACAAGGUUCAGGGCAGCCACAGUCUGAGCUGCGGGACGGUGUGCCAUCGACUCGGAGUCCAGCCCAUGGAACCCAAGGGGCAAUCAUGGGACUAUGGCAUUGGGGGCGGAUGGGACCAUAUUACAGUGAGAGGAAACUCCAUGGAGCCACCUCGGAUCUGUCUUCCCUCCAUGACAGAGCCGUUGCCCCGAGCCGCUCACACUCCACCCCCAGCCGCACCCUGAGCUCCUAAUCCUACCAUGUAGCUGUCAAACUCCAGGAUAACUUAGUAAUACACUCACUUUUAAGAGACACUUUGGCCUUUUAGGUUUAAAGUUGCGGGCAAGUAUUAUAUUCAGAGAAGCUGAGCCAGUCUAAUAUUUUACCAGACAUUCAAGAUCUAUAAAUAAGUCUUUGUUUUCUGUGUGUUUUGUUCCUUUAUAGCGGUGUUUGUAUUUUGUUGCUAAGCUUGAUGGAUUUUUCUCAGUAGACCUAAACGUGAAUUCAUUAUUUUGUGUUUGUGUGUGUGGUUUGUUUGUGUCAAUCUGUGCAAGUCAAUUUAACGUGACAAUAGCAAUUUUUUAAAAUUAUUUAAUUAGGCAGCACAGUAAUUUCCCAUAAAUUUUCUGUUGGAUUAGGUCUGAACUCUGGCCAUUUCCCUAACAUGAUAUUGUUCUUUUUGUUUAAUGACUGUAAAGCUUACAAAAAAAAAAGUGUCAGCAGGUUAAGCUUUCUAGGUUUGGGGCCAAAACUGACUGGUAUGUGAAGCCAUUCUUGGCAAAAAUCUCUGUUAGCAAACCUAGAGCAUGAUGCUGCCACUACCAGUUUUAGCUUGGGUAUGAUGUUCUGGAUGUUACCUUUAGAAGAGAUGUCUUGUAACCCUACGCCUACUUGGAAAAAUGUCCAGAUUUUUGUUUUUCUGUGGUUUUUCUGUCAUUGCUUUAUAGUACACAGAUUAAUACUUUAACUCAGUAAGAUUCCUCUGAUGCUUUGGAACUUCCUUGCAAAAUAUGGAUGGAAAAUGACCAGGAAAAUCCAGUUUGGAACGGUCAAAUUAUUAGAGUUUAAACAGAUUUAUUAUAAAUAGCAGCAAAUUUCUUUCUUUGGCUGCUUCUGCUUGGACCUGCUUUUUGUUGUUUUUACACCCUCUUAGCUGCACUGCGUCUCAAACUGGUUCUUUUAUUUUGAUAAUUGGUUCAGGAACAGGAAGAUUCGUUAAACGCUACAGAUCCCAGCAAAGUUUAUGAAUUAUAAACAGUCAUUUUUAAUCUUUUAAGCAGCAGAAAGCAUGAAAAAAUAAGACAAAACACCGAUGUGUCACAACUGCUUUCAUUUGACUGUCAGGGGAGCUAGCCACUUUGAAAUAUUUUGUUUUUGAAAAGUUGUUGUGGUGCAUGUGCAAUAUUUAGCAUUAUCAAAAGGGAAAAAAGGGGAUUACUUGGG
Messenger RNA from Poecilia latipinna (sailfin molly), 4969 nucleotides. RefSeq names its product tectonin beta-propeller repeat containing 1a (gene tecpr1a). The record is from RefSeq and is a predicted model, not a curated record. The coding region runs from base 172 to 3771 and encodes 1199 amino acids. Gene Ontology annotation, cellular component: membrane. The transcript has 24 exons. NCBI's taxonomy places the organism in Eukaryota, Metazoa, Chordata, Actinopteri, Cyprinodontiformes, Poeciliidae.